Messenger RNA from Ctenopharyngodon idella (grass carp), 6245 nucleotides. RefSeq names its product arginine vasopressin receptor 2a, duplicate a (gene avpr2aa). Gene Ontology annotation, cellular component: membrane. The record is from RefSeq and is a predicted model, not a curated record. The transcript is spliced from 6 exons. Gene Ontology annotation, molecular function: peptide binding; vasopressin receptor activity. Bases 549 to 2111 code for a protein of 520 amino acids. Gene Ontology annotation, biological process: G protein-coupled receptor signaling pathway; regulation of systemic arterial blood pressure by vasopressin; positive regulation of vasoconstriction. Lineage: Eukaryota; Metazoa; Chordata; Actinopteri; Cypriniformes; Xenocyprididae.
CUCUCAGCUUCUAUCUAUCUGUUCUCUGUGUGUCAGUGGAGAUGGAUGUAUAAGAACACCUCAUGAUACUGGCUCCUCCCCUCAUCUAACAACACAAGAGACCUGAGAAAAGGAGAGACAGGAGGGAGCGAGGGAAGAGAGAGGGUGAGUGAAUGUAAGAGAUAUGUUUAUACUAGGACAGGCUCAAAUUCAACGGCAUCAGCGCACCGGUGCUCAUGUAAAGUGGGAAAUUAAAGCUCAGACACGCAGAGUCUCAGGAACGGUGGGACAUUUUUUACUUGGAAUAAAUUGCUUGCCUCUGUCCGAGGGCUGCGUGAAGAAAUAAAGCUCAGAAUUAUGUGAACAUGAACUUGGGUGAAAACUGCAAAACUACAGUUUUACAAGUUCACAUAGGGUGGUGAAAUAUCUCAACGCUCUUCAUAAGCACAGCAGCUCUUAUGUCAACUAACCAUCACGAAGCAAAACUGCAGCUUUAAAGAACUGAACGAGGCUCCUCACAAAACACAUGGAUUACAUGGAUUAUUGCUGCUGAUUCAAGAAAACAGAGCAUGGAGAUCUUCUCAAGAGAGGCAGGUUGGGAAGGAUCCCUCCAUGCAACCGUUGCAUGGUCCAACCUCACCACCUCCUCAUUCUCUGAGCAUGCUGAUCUCAACAGCACUUUCAGAGGAGGAUCAUACUUCUGGUUGGUGUCUCAAAACAGCUCAAUAAACCCCACUCAGGCGCCUGAUCCAUUCAGGAUGCGGGACAUGGCUCUGGCUCAAGCGGAGAUUGGAAUUCUGGGUCUGGUUCUCGCUCUGACAACACUAGGAAACAGCUUUGUACUGUGGGUUCUGCUGAGGCGGCGCAAAUACAACGCACCCAUGCACCUAUUUAUGGUCAAUUUGUGUGUUGCAGACCUUGUGGUAGCGUUUUUUCAGGUGCUCCCACAGCUGGUAUGGGUUAUCACAGAGAGAUUUCAAGGUCCUGACGUGCUGUGCCGCUCAGUGAAAUAUCUGCAGAUUGUGGGAAUGUUUGCAUCCUCUUACAUGAUUGUUGCUAUGACAGUGGACCGCCAUAAUGCCAUCUGCUGCCCCCUACAGACUUACAAAGGAGGGGCAGUUUCACGCUGGAAUACACCCAUCAUGGUAGCCUGGGGUCUAGCCCUUGUUCUCAGUGUGCCGCAGGUGUUUAUUUUCUCCAGGUCAGAGGUCUCUCCAGGAGUGUUCGAAUGCUGGGGGCACUUUGCCGAGCCCUGGGGGCUGAAAGCUUAUGUCACCUGGAUGACUGUAGCCGUGUUUGUGGUUCCUACCUUUAUUAUCACCGUUUGUCAGGUACGAAUAUUCAAAGAGAUCCAUGAUAACAUCUACCUGAAAUCAGAACGUGUGGUUUCUGCUGACAUGAAGAAGAACCUGGUCAUUUUUCACUUUCCCAUCUUCAAAAAGCGGGCCAGCUCAGCUAGACUCUCACACAUGCAGAGAGAAGCAAGAGAACCCCAUAAAAAGAACACCAACAGUGGCUCGUCCCAUUCUCACACCUGCAACACUGAGGACGCAGAGCCCGAUUGUUGUGAUCAAUCUUGUCAGGACGGCCACAGUCCCAAUGAUCUAGCCUCACAGACUCAAAGUUCAUCUCCGGAUGUGCUGCCUCACAUUCAGACUCACCCUCACACCAUCUGGAGCAACUCUGCUGUUUCCCAGACAUCACAUGGAUACUCUGUUCCUCACAGGAACACCACUACUGAAGAAUCCAAUACUCCAUCAAACCCCUCUUUCCCACCUUGCCCUCUCCAUCCACCUCUUACAGGUGUGUCGAAAGCUAUGUCUAAAACAGUGAGGAUGACUCUGGUCAUUGUGCUUGUCUAUACGUUGUGCUGGUCACCCUUCUUCAUUGUACAGCUGUGGGCUGCCUGGGACCCCAACCCCCCUGACCAAGGAAUGGCUUUCACCAUCCUGAUGCUGUUAGCCAGUUUGAACUCUUGUACGAACCCAUGGAUCUACACAGCCUUUUCCAGCAGCGUGUCCCGCGAACUUCUCGCUUUACUGCGCUGUCGGCCAACGCUGCCCCGCAGGAGCUCGAUGCAUGACCACUCCAGUGAUAUAAACACCUCCACCACCAAGGACAACCAGCACUGACCCCUACAGAAUAAACUAAAAUUGAGUGUCAGCAGAGGUGGCGAUUUAUGCGGGUGUAACUGUCCUAUGCAUGUGGAAGACAUGUUGUCAUGAGAUAUUGCUACAUCUUCUAUUCAGAGUAGCUGAAGAUGCUAUUUUAACUGUGAAGAGUGGUAUGCUAAUGAGCAAACAGGACCAAUAUAUGACAUAAAGAUCAUUUCAUGAGGAUUUUAUGCAAAAAUCGGACCACUGAUAAUGAUGCUGAUCUCAUCCACCAGAAUAAAGAACAGCUUACUGACUGUCAUAAUAAACUUAAUUACACUCCAAAGAAUACUGAGAUAAUUUAUUAGACAUUAUAUUUUAUUGAAACUGUCCACUAUGUGAGAGGUGGAGAUAAAAGUCUUAACUGCAGAGGAAGAAGAGAUCAAGGCCUUAACCUCAGAGCCAGCAAUUUUAUCCCAUUUAUCAGUCUUUUUCUGCCAUAAGUCUUCUUCAGAUUCACAGCUUGCAUGGCAAGGACUGAGGAAGAAGAUAAAUUAUGUGAUCCAUGCAUCGAAACUACAUCCAGGGGACAGUUCAAAUCUAUGCCAUAAAAAUCCAGGACUAAAAAGUGAUACAUUCAUUCCUUACUGGAUAAAUCUCUGACUUUCAUACACAAUUCAAUACAAAAGGUACAGGUAUAAAAACUGAACACACAUUGACUGAUUUGUAUAUUGUGUCAUAUUGAAAAAUAAGCAGGCUGACCAAGUAAGCAGUGUGCAAAGCAGCAACACUUUCAGUUCCUCAAUAACAGUUUGAAUUAUUUAUAGAGCACUAUUUAAAUUUGUGUAUAUAAUAGGAUAACAGGAAGUCAUAAAGAAUAUAAGAAGAUGGUAAAAGAAGAGAAACUGAAAUGACGUCAGGUUAUACAGUGCCUUGAAAUGAACUGAUGUAUAAGUAGCCUGUACAGAUCCUGUCCUCUGAUACUCUGUAAAAAUCAUUUUCUUAAUCAGUAUUUUUACUUAAAACAAAAUAAUUUGCCAGUGGGGUAAGAAACAUAAACCUCUAAAAAGACAAAAUUUUGCUCAAUUAAAUUUAUCUUGUUUUAAGAAUGGCUAUUUUUACUAGAAAACAACAGCAAAGUACUGAUUAAGAGAAUAAUUUUGUAGCAGUAGCUGAUUUGUCACACUGUUCAUAGGCUUAGAUAAAAACAAAAAAAAAAAAAAAAACACAAGAUAUAAUGUAAAUAAUAGUAAAAACAAUCUAUUGAUACAGAUGUCUAUCUAAAUAUAUUUAUUCUAUAUUUUAAAGAGGAAAAAAUGUCUUUGUCAUAUCUUUGUGAUAUAGUCCAUAAAGAAAAUUUAAAGUAUCACAAUAAAUCACAAAACAAAUUCAAGGCUGUAAGUGUAUGGACUAAUCUAUAAAAAUAAAAAAAAAUCAUAAAUCCUAAUAGUAUUGUGGGGGACACUUUAAUAGUAAUUAAGCAUAUGUUUUUAUUUAUUAUUAUUAUUAUUAUUUUUUUUAUCUAUUAUUUACACUCUAAAUAACCCAUGUUUCAUGUUUCAACCCAUGUUUGGGUCAAAUAUAGACAAACCCAACCCAAUUUUUAAAUUAAAUUUAUAAACCCAAUCUUUGGAUUUGUCCAUAUUUGACCCAAACAAGGGAUGAAACAACCCAGCGUUUUUAGAGUGAGAUAUUUCUUUAUUAAUUUAUCUGUUAUUUAUGUAUUUAUUUCAUUUAUCUUUCAGAUUACUCCAAAUGUGAGCUGUUCUUCAUUUAAAUUUAAUGAUAGUCAAAAAGUAUUGGUUUGAUUCAUAAAAUCAGAAAAAAAGCUUAGAACAAAUGACCCAAAUUAACCUCUUUGUCGAACACAACCAAAACAAAUCACCUUAUUGGUUGAUACAGCACACUCUUCAUGAUUUCUGGACCAUGGAAAAGGUUUACACAACUACUUGAUCUAUAAAUGGUGUACAAAUGUAAGAAACCAAACGCAGUUGUUAGUCUUCACAAGAGUUGAAAUCAGUGCAAAGAGGAAGACAAAUCAGGAGGUCACAAAUAACCCCAGGCUUGCCACCAUGAUGACUAUUUGUCAAAGACCAUCUGGUUGAUCAAUGACAGCUAUUUGAAGAAUGCACUGCAGACAGAUAAGAUGAAAGUUAAACUUACGGCAUAAAUUAGGAUUGAAAGUUUGAUGAAGACAAAAUGCAUCCCUGCAGGAAAAUAUCUCAUUCCAGCCAUAACACAUGGUGAUGAGGUUAUCAUUCGGCAUCUGGACUGUACAAAUGGGCUAAAAUUCUUCACAAACUGAUCUGCGUCUAGUUUAGUUAGUAUAGGCAAUGUUUGCUUGCAUAUAUAAAUUCCCAUAAAUGUCACAUUUGUUAAUUGACUUCUGUAUCUGCAAAUUAACUAAUGCAGGAACACAAUUCUAAGCAUUUCAAAUAAUCUGACUCUUUUUAUGAAGCUCAUACUAAGUCAGAUGCAUUUUAACCUAAUCUUGAAAUCAAAAUGUUAGACUUUAUUAAUGGUUGUGUUUCUUACUGAACUGUGAAUGAAAGUAACCUGUACAUUCCAAAGGAGGACCCUUAAAGAUCAUUUUAAGAUAUUAAAUAUCAUUUGGCAAUGUUCGCAUUAAUGUAAUAUUGUUGCAGUUUUCCUCUUGUUGCUACUACAAUUGUUUUGUACGUUGUAGUGGACUAAGGUAAUGCUAUCAACACCCUAAAUUCAUAUUUAAUUUCUACGUAUUUAUUUAUUUACUUGGUAAGUAAUAUGCAUCAUUACCGUAUACUGUAAUUAUCGGAACCCUCCUUAUAUAUACUUGGACGUUUGAAACUGAUUUGAGCGAUUUCUUUCUCUUUUUUUUCAGCUGUAUGUCGGCAUUUGUUGCAUAAUGACCCAAAAAGCGUUGUAAAAAUUGUACACAAAAACAUACUACUGUUUAUAAGGCUAACAGACAAUUCAUACUAAAACAAAAUGUUUACUUCAUGGAGGAAUAGUAAUUGGAACAUUCUGUGCUCACUUACAAAACCAAAACUAUGUCCUUAAAUGGGCAUCCAUCCCUCUGACAUCAUCAUAUACACAUCUCUUUUGAUCCCAGAUUAUCCCUUGAAUUCUUUUAAAGUCUGUUUCCUCUGAGAACAGGAAAUACAAUGAAGAUCAGUAUUAAACUAAUGUGAACUACUGUGAGCUUUAUUAAACACUGUUUACGUGGCAAAAAUAUACAUCCUUCUUAAAGUGCAAACCUGAAAGUCAGGGUCAUGAGGGACAGAUUUGGAUCCCUGAAACAUUCCUAUAAAUGAAACCAUCAUUUCUUCUCAUCCCGUAGGCUUUGUUGGACAGAGACGCUGUGCUUAUUAAUGGCCAUGGUUUAGGACGACUACAGAAAUCCUGCCAGUGUUAGACGGCGUGCUGUGACUGUGUCCGAGGUCAUUCACUAAUUCACUGCCAUUCUGGCAGUUUUAGAGAUAUAAAGGGGAAAUAGAUCUGUUGAGAGGCUGACCCAUCCAUGAAGAAGAAAUUGGGGUCAGAUAUAGCAUGAAGCUUAUAAAGAAAAUAAAUCAGAAAAAUAUAUGACUCAAUAAACAGCAUGAAGUGACAACAAAGAAUUUAAGCUUUCAAAAUAGUCCAGGAAAGCCAAACCUGGACUGGAGUUCCACUCUGUAAUUUUCCUCUCGGAAUGAUGGAUUCCCAAAUACUACUUUUUUUUUUUUUUUUUGCAAAAGUGGUCCAUUUUGGAGCAAAAGCAUCUUUGGAAUCUGAUAAAUAAUUAUUAUUCCGGCAGAAGAGUCUUUCAUCUAAGUUUAGAUUUUAGAGCCCAAAGUUAACAGUUUUUAUUAUAACGUAUAUUAUGACACUAGUAGUAUAUUAUUCUAGUUCCAUUCUGUGUAACUGUUUGAAAUGUAUCCCAAAAACUAUUUGAGAAAUAAGAAAUAACAGUGUGAAUUUUAUGAAAUAUAAAACCUGAAUGAAUACUUUUGUUGCAUGUACUGAUGUGGUGCAUGGAUGUAUACAACAUGAUUACAAACUAAACACAAAAACAUUAGAACUAGUAUAUAAAUGUUGAGAGAAGGCUGAAAAAAGGAUGUCUAAAUCAGCUGCUGCUAAAGACAUUUUCACACCAGAUCAGAUCGAAUUAUAGGCAGAUCGAAUCAGCCUAUAAUAAAAAGCUGCUCAAAAUAA